UUCUCUCCUCCGAUCUCUCGGCCGAUCUACGACGGAGCACAGUUAAUGGCGGAGAAAUUGGCGUCGGAGAAGCGCCACAGCUUCGUCAAUGGCGGUCAGAAGGUUUUCGAAUGGGAUCAAACCCUGGAGGAGGUCGACAUGUACAUCGACCUCCCUCCCAAAGUUCCCAAGAAACUCUUUUACUGCAAGAUCCAGUCCGAACACCUCGAAGUGGGGAUCAAGGGCAAUCCUUCUUAUCUCAAUUAUGAUCUCGCCUGCCCUGUGAAGGCCGACUCGUCUUUCUGGACCCUUGAGGAUGAAGUCAUGCACAUAACAUUACAGAAGAGGGACAAAGGAAACACUUGGUCAUCUCCCGUACUUGGUCAAGGUUUACUGGAUUCAUAUGCUGCUGAUCUUGAACAGAAGCGCCUUAUGCUUCAAAGGUUUCAAGAAGAGAACCUUGGUUUUGAAUUUUCUCAGGCUCAGUUCAGCGGUACCUGCCCUGAUCCGAGGACCUUCAUGGUUGGCAUAAGCUAAGCUUACAAUUGAGGUGACUCCUCUUGGUUGUUCUUUCUUUCUUGAUGACUAAUCUGUUUUUAGACAAUCAUGUGUAUACUAUCCACUCUCGGAGUUACGAAUUAUGAUUAAUCUUUUUCCGUGGUCGCAAAGAUUGCAACAAUGCCACUAAACAUAUGAUGAAUGUUCUAUCAAAAUUAUUGUAUGAUAUGGGUAGCAGUAGUAGUUUUCCAAGAGUUGCGCCCUUCGGAUCUUACAACUU
Messenger RNA from Zingiber officinale, 757 nucleotides. RefSeq names its product nudC domain-containing protein 2-like. The coding region runs from base 46 to 516 and encodes 156 amino acids. The transcript is spliced from 5 exons. NCBI's taxonomy places the organism in Eukaryota, Viridiplantae, Streptophyta, Magnoliopsida, Zingiberales, Zingiberaceae. Gene Ontology annotation, biological process: protein folding. Gene Ontology annotation, cellular component: cytoplasm. The record is from RefSeq and is a predicted model, not a curated record.